CACCACCACAUCAGCCAAAGCGAGAAGCUUUACGAUGAAGUUGGUCAUUACCUUCGCAGUCAUGUGGGAGAUCCUGCUAUGAAGGACUUCCUGCCGCGGUUAAAAGACCAUAUUCUGGACCGUAUUGGCCCGGGAGCUUCUGGACCUUCUAUGGAGAAAGCCACCCAUACCACCGAAGAAUGUGCUUCCAUUCUCUUUAAAUGUAACAGAAUCUAUCACCACAACCUGGUGAGGCUCAAUUAUACAACUUACGAUGUUCAAAGGGCUCAAGACGUCAUCAAUCCGAGAACCCCUCAUUGCAACAUCAUGCUGCUCCAACAUGAUGAUGGGCACGAUGGUCACUACCAUUACACCAAGGUCCUCGGUAUACACCACGUCAACAUUGUUCACACCGGGAAUGUGUACGAAUCUCGUCGAACAGAGUUCCUUUUCAUGCGGUGGUAUGAGUCUGUACAAGACCAUGCAUGGGAAACGCAUAAUUUGUGCCGUGUUCAUUUCCUGCCUCUAGCGAAUCUGGGCGCUGUGCUGAGGGCAUGUCAUAUUAUUCCAGCUUUCUCUCGAGGCCAGCACAACUCGAAUGAUGGGAUUUCUCCCAUAGCGGGAGAUAAACACGAUUGGAAAGAGUACUACAUUAAUAGUUUUGUUGAUCGUGACGCCCUCAUGAGGUUUCAUUUUGGCCUCGGGGUAGGGCAUGUUUACUCA
Suillus paluster is the source of this 702-nucleotide messenger RNA. RefSeq lists its product as uncharacterized. The annotation marks the transcript as partial. NCBI's taxonomy places the organism in Eukaryota, Fungi, Basidiomycota, Agaricomycetes, Boletales, Suillaceae. The transcript has 3 exons. The record is from RefSeq and is a predicted model, not a curated record.